Ambispora leptoticha is the source of this 948-nucleotide messenger RNA. The record is from the annotation of a GenBank genome assembly. NCBI's taxonomy places the organism in Eukaryota, Fungi, Glomeromycota, Glomeromycetes, Archaeosporales, Ambisporaceae.
AUGACUUUAAAUUCAACCAACACAUUUUCACCACCAGUCGACUAUUUCAUAAAGUUAGGAGAAACUAUUGGCUACCUCGCCGAGCCAUUAGUCAACCCAUUAGAAAAUAUACUCGUAUCCGCGUUAACAACUCUAUUUCCUUCCAUAAGCCAAAAUGCCAAAGAUUUUCUUGUGGAAAAUGAGUCACCGUUCUCCGAGCGGUUACCACUUAUGAAUCCGUUUCAUGUAUUGCUUAUCACGCUUUUCUAUUUAUCGGUGGUUUUUGUUGGUAAAAAAAUUAUGAUGAAUAAGACAAAAUUUGAUACGAAAUUGAUUAGCACGAUACACAAUUCAUUCUUGGUCUGGUUGAGUGCGUACAUGUGUUAUGGAGUGCUGAGCGAAGCAUGGAAUCAAGGGUAUGGUUUAUUUGGUAAUCCUGAGGAUAAAAGUGAGCAAGGGUGGCAGAUGGCAAAAUAUAUUUGGUUAUUUUAUGUCUCGAAAAUUGCAGAAUUCACGGAUACUUAUAUAAUGGUGUUAAAAAAAAAUAAUCACCAAAUAACAUUUCUACAUGUGUAUCAUCAUUGUUCAAUCUUUAUCAUUUGGUGGUUAGUCACUUAUGUCGCACCAACUGGAGAAGCGUACUUUAGUGCGGCGCUAAAUUCUGCUGUUCACGUGGUGAUGUAUGGCUAUUACUUGAGCACCACACUCUCAGUCCCAAUUCGAUUCAUCAAACGAUACAUUACCCUUUUCCAAAUGACACAAUUCAUGUUAAUGAUGAUUCAAGCAACCUACGAUAUGCUCUUAUUUAAAGUGUUAAAACCGGACGCAAAACAAAAAUACCCAUUCGUGUUAACCGCGUUACUUUGGGUUUAUAUGUGGACGAUGUUGGGAUUGUUUGCGAAUUUCUUUAUCGCUGAUCGAAAGCGUGAGCGUGAGGCAAAGGCUGCAUUAAAAAAGAAGUCGCGUUGA